This is a messenger RNA of Oenanthe melanoleuca, 991 nucleotides long. RefSeq names its product translocator protein 2 (gene TSPO2). NCBI's taxonomy places the organism in Eukaryota, Metazoa, Chordata, Aves, Passeriformes, Muscicapidae. Gene Ontology annotation, molecular function: cholesterol binding. Bases 396 to 890 code for a protein of 164 amino acids. Gene Ontology annotation, cellular component: membrane; endoplasmic reticulum. The record is from RefSeq and is a predicted model, not a curated record. The transcript has 4 exons.
GAAUUCCCGACGGUUUUUCCCGGGUCUCCGCCACCCCAAAUUCCUGAUCAUUGUCCCCAGGCUCCACCAUCUCAAAUUCCCGACGGUUUUUCCCGGGUCUCCGCCACCCCAAAUUCCUGAUCAUUGUCCCCAGGCUCCACCACCCCGAAUUCCCGACGGUUUUUCCCGGGUCUCCGCCACCCCAAACUCCGGGCGCUCGUCCGCAGCGGGAGCUCUGGCUUUAAUCUGAUGCAGCCCCACCGCACCGCCCAGUUCGGGGUUUUUUGGGUAAAACCCCGGUGCCACCGCGGCACUCGGGGAUCGGAUGUCCUGGAUGUCCCAGCCCUUCCCUCGGCCAGGCUAGCGAGGCACUGACCCAGAGCAGGAAAAAAGCGAUUUGAAGCCCCCGAGGGAGGAUGUGGGCUUACACCGUGGGCUUCACCGUCCUGCCCCACGUCGGAGGAUUCCUGGGCUGGUUCCUCAACAGGAAGGAAAUCCCAGCGUGGUACGAGAAGCUGAAGAAACCCGCCUGGUGCCCCUCGCGCCGGGUGUUCCCCGUGGCCUGGACCAUGCUGUACACGGGCAUGGGCUACGCCUCCUACCUGGUGUGGAACGACCUGGGUGGCUGCAGCAGCAAAGCCAUCGUGCCCCUGGGGCUCUACGGGGCGCAGCUGGUGCUCAACUGGGCAUGGCCCCCCUUGUUCUUCGGUGCCCGCAACCUCAACAUGGCGCUGAUCGACAUCCUGUGCCUGGACGGGCUGGCGGUGGGCACGCUGUGCUCCUGGUUCCGCAUCAACCGCGUGGCAGCGCUGCUGCUGCUGCCCUACCUGGGCUGGCUGGCCAUGGCCACCUGCCUGACCAUCCGCAUCUGGAGGGACAACCCCGAGCAGAAGGCGGCCAAGAGCGACUAAACCUUCAACCGAGUUCUGGCUGAAUUUAUUCCCCUUCAACCAUCCCCAGGUGUAAUAAUUUGGGGGGGUUGUUUUUCCUUUCUCCUCCUCUCACCUCCGUC